Oryza brachyantha (malo sina) is the source of this 1261-nucleotide messenger RNA. RefSeq lists its product as uncharacterized. Lineage: Eukaryota; Viridiplantae; Streptophyta; Magnoliopsida; Poales; Poaceae. The record is from RefSeq and is a predicted model, not a curated record. The coding region runs from base 39 to 767 and encodes 242 amino acids. The transcript has 2 exons.
CUCGCGCUCGCGAGAGGGGGGCCAGUGGCGGAGCCGCAAUGCCGAUCGCCAUGGAGAGCGGGCGUGGGCACGGCGACCUGUUCGGCGGCGGCCGCGGGGUCGGAGGAGCUCUCUGCCCCGCGGCGCGCGGCGGCGGCGGCUCCUCGUCGUCGGCGGGGUGGGGAAGCGACAGCCGGGUGGGGAUGGCGCUCUGCGAGGACGCGGCGGAGGAGAGCAGCGACGGCGAGGUGCAGAGCUCGUACAGGGGCCCCUUGGACGCCAUGGACGCGCUCCAGCAGGCGCUGCCCCGCACCCGCGGCAGGAGAGAGGGGACCAAAUUUUCUUUGGUGGGUGCUGAGGACGCUGUGUUCUCAUCUCAGCAUACUAAAGAACUUGCCAGUCCUGAUGAUCCAUCCCCUAGGAAGCGCAAGGGUUUUCUUGCAUGCAGUGUCGACCAGAACAAUUCACAUAGUAAAGAACUGAGCCUUGUUGACGAUGCCACCAGCAGACCAUCAAGCUGCAGGAAGCUAUUGUAUCCAGUUGUUACAGGCAGUUCUCCAGUUAAGAACAGGGGCUACGCUGAACAGGCGAGAACAGAGUGCUGUAAAAACCUGCCUGGCUGUUGCCUGCAGAAGAGCCUUGAUGCAACGGAUGCCUUAGCUUCUCCACCUGCUGCAGUUCUACCUGAACUGACAUCAGUUCAGACGAAAUUUGUGGCGAUUAGUCUCAGUGAUGUGGCUGAGUUGACUGAUGUGAUUUCUCCUAGCGAAAAGCGGAGGAAGAAUUAGCUCAACCAGUGUAACAACAUUUUGAUCAGUUGCAACUUCAACCACUGGUGUCCAUUUUAGACUGCGGCAUCCAGUGGUGCAAAUUCAGAGAAGCUUCCGUCAUGUAUAGUUUUUUCAGGAUUAUACUCCUUAUAAUAUAUAAUGAUAUUAUGUAGAGAUACGAAUUUGAAGGGCUAGGGUGGUUCAUGCCUCGAUCUCCAGUCAGAUGCCGUCAGCUGUGGCUACAGUCCUACAGAUAUUCUGAAUCAUCUUUUAUUUGAAGAUAGACUGGAGAUUCUGACAGGUGAAGCACAAGACUUGGUCUAUGCCAAGGUGCAUAAGAGCCAGACAAUUCCUUGACAUGAGUACUUUCCUUUACAGGAUUUGGAGAGUAUCUGUGAUGGAUGAACAAAAUGUUAAUUAACAUUGUCCUGAAUCCUGUGAUUUGUUUGCGAUGGUCCUGAAUCAAAAUUGCAGUUUUUAGUCGUCUUGUCAUGUUCUGAACUUCUGAUUAG